AUGCACUUCCCCCAGCUGGUCGCUAUGACCGCCACCCUGUUCGGCCAGGCCCUGGCCCAUCCCCCAUCGCGGAACGACAAUUUCGUCGCAGAGGUGCCGUCCACCCGGUCCUACUUCAUGAUCGGGGGAGGUUACGUUGACGAUGGAGCCGGCGGUCACAUUUUUCGCGAUCAGAUGUACGUCGAGAAAUUGGCCCCGGCCACAGGUGCUAGCCGAGACGCGCCUAUCGUCCUGAUCCACGGCCAGGCACAGACUGGAAGUAACUUCCUGAAUAAACCCGAUGGUGGCCGGGGCUGGGCAUCGCUGUUCAUCCAGCAAGGCUACGAGGUCUACAUUGUCGACCAGACCUUCCGGGGCCGCUCCGCCUGGAUGCCGGGGAACGGCGCUGCCAAGUCGUCGACCUACUCCGCCGAGACCAUCCAGCAGCGCUUUACCGCCGCCCAGGACUACCAUCUCUGGCCCCAGGCCGUCCGCCACACGCAGUGGCCCGGCACCGGCAAGAUGGGCGACUCGGUGUUUGACGCCUUUUACAGCGCCAACCUCCAGUUCAUCAACAACGCCACCUACCAGCAGGCAGCGGUCCAGGCAGCCGGCGCCGCGCUCCUCGGCAAGAUCGGCAGGCCUGUCGUCCUCGUCGGCCACAGCCAGGGCGGCCUCAUGCCCCUUCUCAUCGCCGACGCGAGGCCCGAGCUCACCAAGGCCCUCGUCCUCCUCGAGCCCACAGGGCCCCCUUUUCGCGACGCCAUCUUCAGCACCAGGGCCGCCCGACCCUGGGGCCUCACCGACAUCCCCAUGACCUUUGCCCCCGCCGUCGGCGACCCUGCCGUCCAUCUCGUCCAGCAGGUGUACCCUGCGAGGGGCAACGCCUCUGUCGAGUGCGUCCUGCAGGCCGAGCGGCCUGCGCCCCGCCAGCUCGCCAACCUCGCUGACAAGCCGAUCCUCGUCGUCACGGCCGAGGCCUCGUACCACAUGCCCUACGAUUACUGCACCGUCGACUUUCUCCGCCAGGCCGGCUGUUCCAGGACGAGGCACGUCGAGCUCGGCGACGAGGGCAUCCACGGCAACGGCCACAUGUUCUUCAUGGAGAAGAACAGUGAUGUCAUCCAGCGCUUGCUCGAGAAGUGGAUCUCCGCGCAGUAA
Molecule: messenger RNA, 1140 nt
Organism: Verticillium nonalfalfae
Lineage: Eukaryota; Fungi; Ascomycota; Sordariomycetes; Glomerellales; Plectosphaerellaceae
Exons: 2
Coding region: 1-1140 (379 amino acids)
Source: RefSeq, a predicted model, not a curated record